Molecule: messenger RNA, 1419 nt
Organism: Chaetomium globosum CBS 148.51
Lineage: Eukaryota; Fungi; Ascomycota; Sordariomycetes; Sordariales; Chaetomiaceae
Product: citrate synthase, mitochondrial precursor
Exons: 5
Coding region: 1-1419 (472 amino acids)
Biological process (GO): citrate metabolic process; carbohydrate metabolic process; tricarboxylic acid cycle
Cellular component (GO): mitochondrial matrix
Source: RefSeq, a predicted model, not a curated record
AUGCCUCCCGCUAUGCGCCUAGCGACCUCCACCAUGAGGGCCUCCCUGAAGGCACCCUCGGUUUUUUACAGAAACACCGCCUUCACGGCCGCCAGAUGCUACUCCUCCAAGAGCCAGACAUUGAAGGAGCGCUUUGCCGAGCUUCUGCCUGAGAAGAUUGAGCAGAUCAAGGCGUUGAGGAAGGAGCACGGUUCCAAGGUCAUCGACAAGGUCACUCUCGACCAAGUAUAUGGCGGCGCUCGUGGCAUCAAGUGCUUGGUGUGGGAAGGUUCCGUCCUCGACGCCGAGGAGGGUAUCCGUUUCCGAGGCAAGACUAUCCCCGAGUGCCAAGAGCUCCUGCCCAAGGCCCCCGGUGGCAACGAGCCUUUGCCCGAAGGUCUCUUCUGGCUUCUCCUGACCGGCGAGGUCCCCACCGAGCAGCAGGUUCGCGAGCUGUCGGCCGACUGGGCUGCCCGCUCCGAGAUCCCCAAGUUCGUUGAGGAGCUCAUCGACCGCUGCCCCACCGACCUCCACCCCAUGGCCCAGUUCUCGAUGGCCGUUACCGCCCUCGAGCAGACCUCGUCGUUCGCCCGCGCCUACGCCAAGGGUGUGCACAAGAGGGACUACUGGGGUUACACUUUUGAGGAUUCGAUGGACCUCAUUGCCAAGCUCCCCACCAUCGCCGCUCGCAUCUACCAGAACGUUUUCAAGGGCGGCAAGGUUGUCCCCGCUGAGAAGGACAAGGACUACGCCUACAACUUCUCUAACCAGCUCGGCUUCGGCAACAACACCGACUUCAUCGAGCUCAUGCGUCUCUACCUCACCAUCCACACCGAUCACGAAGGUGGCAACGUCAGCGCCCACACCACCCACCUGGUUGGCAGCGCCCUCAGCUCUCCCUUCCUGUCCCUGGCUGCUGGCCUGAACGGUCUCGCCGGCCCUCUGCACGGCCUCGCCAACCAGGAGGUGCUCAACUGGCUUACGGAGAUGAAGAAGGUCGUCGGUGACGACCUCAGUGAUGAGGCUAUCACGAAGUACCUCUGGGACACCCUGAACAGCGGCCGCGUCGUUCCCGGCUACGGCCACGCCGUCCUCCGCAAGACCGACCCGCGUUACUCUGCCCAGCGCAAGUUCGCUCUGGAGAAAAUGCCCUCGGACCCCAUGUUCAAACUGGUCAGCCAGGUCUACAAGAUCGCCCCCAAGGUUCUUACCGAGCACGGCAAGACCAAGAACCCGUACCCCAACGUCGAUGCCCACUCUGGUGUUCUCCUCCAAUACUACGGCCUGACUGAGGGCAACUACUACACUGUCCUCUUUGGUGUCUCGCGCGCCAUUGGUGUGCUCCCCCAGCUUAUCAUUGACCGCGCUGUUGGCGCCCCCAUCGAGCGCCCCAAGAGCUUCUCGACCGACAAGUGGGUCGAAAUCUGCAAGAAGCUGUAA